Molecule: messenger RNA, 321 nt
Organism: Orycteropus afer afer
Lineage: Eukaryota; Metazoa; Chordata; Mammalia; Tubulidentata; Orycteropodidae
Gene: ATP5IF1
Product: ATP synthase inhibitory factor subunit 1
Exons: 3
Coding region: 1-321 (106 amino acids)
Biological process (GO): negative regulation of ATP-dependent activity
Cellular component (GO): mitochondrion
Molecular function (GO): ATPase inhibitor activity
Source: RefSeq, a predicted model, not a curated record
AUGGCAGUCGAUUUAUUGGCGGCGAGGGUACGGCUCUGCGUGUUGGGAUUGAGAACCAUGCAAGCCCGAGGCUUCGGCUCGGACCAGUCGAAGGAUUUCGAAGGGAGCGCGGGCUCAAUCAGGGACGCUGGUGGGGCCUUUGGAAAGAGAGAGGCGGCUGAAGAGGAGCGAUACUUCCGAGCAAAGAAUAGAGAGCAACUGGAAGCCUUGAAGAAACACCAUGAAGAUGAGAUCGUUCAUUCUAAGAGGGAGAUUGAGCGUCUGCAGAAAGAAAUCGAACGGCACAAGCAGAAGAUAAAGCAACUAAAACGUGAUGAUUAA